CAUACACACACUAGCUUGGCACAUAUUACAGAAUACUCCGUCUGUACAACAAACGUUGCUACGCAAGCCCACUAUCAGCUCACUCAGGACACAUAAAUGGCCGGCCCCUCAACUUUGUCAGUGCCUCCAUUUCUUCUCAUGACCGCCUGCCAUUUGUGGCUCGAGGAAACCGCGGAACGACCAGUCACUGGCCACCCACCGAGCGCCAUACCCUUCACGUGUGCGCACCUGGCCACCCACCCACCCACACACACACGCGUCGCGGACAUGAUGGCACUGGCCUUGAAGUACGAGAGUCGCUUGCUCACCUCCAGAAUUGCCACGUAUUCCUCUUUGCUACCAUCCGGAAGCCCAUGAACAUUGACCCACGUCCGAUCAGCCAGUAUGCUCUCCACACGAUGACGCGCCUUGGCGUUUUUCUCUGCUUCAGAGCCACUGUUAACACCCCACCAUCCGUCAGAAGCCCGCCCGGCAUGCUUGGUCCACGCACGACCCCCGACCGUCAGCUGGUGUCCCUUCGGCUCACUGGGGUGAAAGGGCGCAUCAAAUGCAUCGAGCAGGACGGGAAUAGAAGGCGGCACCACAUCGACGGAUCCUUCAGUCGUUCUUAUCCCAACCAGCGUCAUAACGCCACGAAUCCCGAUCCUUCCAAGAAGCUCCUGCGCCUUCAGCCCAGAGGGGGCGUCACAUAGGUCUCCCACCAGGGGCUGCAGCGGGAUGAGUCGUCCGAUCUGCUCUGCAGUGCUCUCGGCGAAAUCCUCAGGCUGCAUCAUGGACCCGAACGAAACAGGAAAUCGCUGAGGCGCGGCAUGCCAUCUCUCGAGGGCAGCUGCAAGCGCCUGAGCUCCCCAUGGAUGGCUGUCGGCCGUGCCAUCAAUAAAAUGCCGCCAUUGCGGGUCGGGGAAGAUGACCUUGGCCCCCAGCAUAACCGCCUGAAGUAGAGGGCCGGACGAGCUGCUGCAGAAAGCUCCAGGAGGGCCGGAUGGUCCCUGUGCAGGACGUGCAUGGCGGCUGAGAAGAAGGCCCAUGGACACGAGGACGCACAAG
This is a messenger RNA of Vitrella brassicaformis, 1047 nucleotides long. The record is from the annotation of a GenBank genome assembly. Lineage: Eukaryota; Vitrellaceae.